Penicillium psychrosexuale is the source of this 486-nucleotide messenger RNA. RefSeq lists its product as uncharacterized. The coding region runs from base 1 to 486 and encodes 161 amino acids. The record is from RefSeq and is a predicted model, not a curated record. The transcript is spliced from 2 exons. Gene Ontology annotation, molecular function: catalytic activity. Lineage: Eukaryota; Fungi; Ascomycota; Eurotiomycetes; Eurotiales; Aspergillaceae.
AUGACAGUGGCAAACCCGAAUAAGAUCAAGUUACAGUUACAUCGCGAGUUCAGUAUAAGCAGUAACGACAUCGCCAAACUUCCGCAGCCUCAUCCUAACAGCCUCAUCCCAACAGCCUCCAUGAUUGCCUCACUACCAACACCCCCCGCGAUCGCAACAGGGUCCUAUGGGAUCGCCGCCGUGAUCGGCGCCGACGAUAACGCCCUAACAAAACCCCAAGAUCUGACCGCGAUAGCCGCAAUCGCCGUUCGCGCUAUGAACCCUACCAAGCCACUGACCGUCGGCAUGCAAAAUGGACACGGUGAUGUCUCCGAGUUGGCAGAUAUCAUUACGCAGGUAAUCGCUAUAGGUGCUGUAAGGUAUAAUCUGGAAGAUAUAGACGCGACUGGCGUGCUGCGAUCGGUAGAUGAGGCUACGGCAUGGGUUGGGGUGGUUAUUUGUUGUUCAGGCGGCAGAAAGGCUGGGGUUCCUGACUUUGUUCCCUAA